This is a messenger RNA of Eurytemora carolleeae, 1408 nucleotides long. RefSeq lists its product as uncharacterized. NCBI's taxonomy places the organism in Eukaryota, Metazoa, Arthropoda, Copepoda, Calanoida, Temoridae. The coding region runs from base 116 to 1408 and encodes 430 amino acids. Gene Ontology annotation, molecular function: transporter activity. The transcript is spliced from 12 exons. The record is from RefSeq and is a predicted model, not a curated record. Gene Ontology annotation, cellular component: membrane.
UUCAAAGUACUGAUUACCAAGUAAAAAUUACAAGAUAAAAAGUACAAAGUACAUCUAAUUACAGCGUCAAUAAAAUUAAUCAAGUUUUAUUUAGUGAAUAUUUUUAGUCCUAGAAAUGUAUAAAUGUAGAAGAGUUUUGCUUCGAAAUGGUCGCAUGUUUGUGUUAAUAGUGUUAACACUGAGUUAUAUGAUCGGUGAGCUGACCCAUUUUAUUGUAAUGAUCACAGGAAGCCAGUUAGCUAAUGAUAUAGAGUUUGGAGACGGAGAAUGUUCUGGAAACAGUUUUUUAUCAACACACUCAAAUUUCAGUGAAGAAAAUACCUUGGAACCUGAGGCUUCAGGGCACUCCGCCAGGGGUUCCGUUGACAGUAGUUCCAUCAAUAGAGGUUCCCUUGGCGGUGAUAAACCGAAUGAGGAGGAGAAUGGUUUGAAAAAGGAUUUUAUAUUUCAUCCAGAUUUUGGAACAAAUACCUCUUUAAACUCAAGUUUUUGUUUUCUUCUCUCAGAUUACAGCAGGUGUACUGCAGUACCUAGCUGUACCUGGAGGUAUACAGGAUCUGGACUGGAGUAUCAACUUCUAGUUGGACCUGCAUAUAUUAUAAUAUUCACUAUAUCAGGAGUUUUCAUGGGUAUACUAGCAGACAGGGUGUCAAGGCCUCAUCUUCUGUGCGCGUGCGUGAUGACCUACUCUACCUGCUGUGCACUCAUGGGGGCUGCACACAGUUUUCCUGUUCUUAUCAUCUUACGUAUGGGAACAGCAAUUGGGUUAGCUGGAAAAGUCAAGUAUUCUAUCCCAGGUACAAACCCUGGCAAAGAUGGAACUGUUUCUGACGUUUCUUCAGAAUAUCGACGGAUCUCUUUUUCUUCUUUAGAAGAUUCUAAAGCAUCAAGUCUUCCAAUUUCCACAGGUUCAAGAAGGUUGUCAGCUUCAACAAGACGGAAAAGUUCUCUAUGUUCGCUGCAGGGUGUUGAAACAAAAAUGAGAAAACUUUCAACAAACAGUUUACAGGUUAACCCUCGGAAGAUUUCCUUCUGUCUCCUGGAGUACCCGGAGAAUAGAACAGCCCUGGAGGACCGGAGUAAAGGGUUGAAAGGAGAGGGUAGAGAAGAGACAAAUUCCAAAUUAAACCCAGAACAUAUUUCCUAUUUCAGAUCAAUUGUCCGUUGUCUCUCUGAACCUGUUCUUCUUCUUCUCUUCCUUACUGCUAGUCUUAGGCAUACAGCUGGGUAUGCUUGGGCUCAUAAUAAUGUCAACUAUUUCAACCAAUACCACAAGGGUAUGGAUAUUGGAUACUGGUUUAUGCUGUGUUCCAUCCUGGGAGGUAGCUCUGGAGUCCUGGUGGGAGGGUUCAUAUCAGAUGCCGUCGUACAAAAAUUAGGAACAGAUAUUAUAAUUGUCUCUUCAUAA